Messenger RNA from Miscanthus lutarioriparius, 2979 nucleotides. The record is from the annotation of a GenBank genome assembly. NCBI's taxonomy places the organism in Eukaryota, Viridiplantae, Streptophyta, Magnoliopsida, Poales, Poaceae.
AUGCAUUGCCUAGCUGCUACCAUGCUCGUGUUGCUCUGCUGCUGCUGCUUGUUCCUCGCCACGCAGCAGCAGCAGCAGCAGCAGCUACAGCCAGCCGCCGGUGGUAACAGAGAGAGCCCGAGCUGCAUACCACACGAGAGGGACGCCCUGCUGGCAUUCAAGGACGGCGUCACCAGCGACCUUGGCGGCGUCCUCAGCUCGUGGCGGCGAGACGGUCGCCACGACGAGCAAGACUGCUGCAGGUGGAGAGGCGUCCGGUGCAGCAACCGAACUGGCCACGUGCACGAGCUUCGACUUGGAGGUGGAGGCACCUUCCAACCAGAUUUGGCCGGCCAGAUAAGUCCUUCUUUGCUUGCUCUGGAUCACCUAGAGCACCUUGACCUCAGCAGGAAUGAUCUAGCAGGGCCAACGGGUCGUCUUCCCGAGUUCUUGGGUUCUCUAAAGAAUCUCAAGUAUCUUGACCUCUCUGGCAUACCGUUCUAUGGUGGCCUACCUCCCCAACUUGGCAACUUGUCAAGGCUACAGUAUCUAGAUCUUUCCAACUUAUACUAUGGAGGCAUGAACUCGACGGAUCUCUCAUGGUUAACACACAUUCCUUCCAUACAAUAUCUUAACUUGAACAGAGUGAACCUCAGCAGCACAGUAGCGGAUUGGCCUCGUGUCAUGAAUAUGCUUCCUUCUUUGAGGGCGCUCCAUCUUUCAUUCUGCUCUCUUGCAAGCGCAAACCAGUCACUGCCACACCUGAACCUUACAUAUCUCGAGGAGCUGGAUGCCUCCCUGAACUCCUUCCACCAUCCAAUGGUGACCAGCUGGUUCUGGAACAUAACAAGCCUUAGAUUCCUUUACCUCAACUACACUAGUAUGUACGGUCAAUUUCCGGAUGCUCUUGGAGACAUGACAUCCCUGCAAGUCCUUGAUCUUUCAUAUCUUUUUUAUUAUCAUGAUGAUGACAAGAACAUGCGCAGCAUGACCAUGGAUCUGAAGAACCUAUGCAAUUUGGAGGAAUCUACCUCGAUGUUCACCCAACAAAUUGCAAGAAUUGGACCUCGGUUCAAACCAUUUAACCGGAUGUUACCAAGAUGGAUAGGGCAAUUCAUGAGCUUGGUCAUUCUAAACUUCAACUGGAACAAGAUCACAGGAUCUCUCCCAACAUCUGUAGGACAAUUUACUGGUUUGCAGAUCCUUGACCUCUCUUUCAACAACCUAAACGGACAUGUCCCAUAUGAGAUUGGAAAGCUUAGUAAUCUGACCUAUCUGGAUCUAAAUACAAAUAAACUAGAUGGCACGAUAACCGAGGAACACUUUGCUAGUGCAAGGAGCUUGCAAUAUAUAGACUUGUCAUAUAAUGCCCUCAAGAUUGAGAUCAGCUCGGACUGGCAACCACCAUCUACAUUAAAGUAUGUAUCCUUUGCAUCCUGCCAGAUGGGCCCACUGUUUCCUGGGUGGCUUCAGUGGAAUGUGAGCAUCACCUAUCUUGAUAUCUCGAGUGCAGCUAUAGCUGAUAGGAUUCCACAACGGUUCUCCGAUGCCUUUUCAAAUGUUUGGUUCAUGAACAUCUCCAACAAUCAACUCAACGGAACUUUGCCGGCUGAUAUGGGCUCCAUGUCACUUCUAGAACUCUACCUUAGUUCAAACAAAUUAACUGGUCAGAUACCCACGCUGCCACCAAACAUACAUACCUUGGACUUGUCCAAUAACUUCUUGUCAGGACCUCUGCCCUCUGCUACUAGAUCCGCCAAACUAAGACAGCUUUCUCUGUUCUCCAACCGACUCACUGGUCAUAUUCCUGAAUCUUUUUGUAAAUAUCAGCAAUUAGUUGUGUUGGACUUAUCCAACAAUUUUUUGGAGGGAGAACCGCCGUUGUGCCUCGGGGUAACGGAAUAUAUGGAAUUUGUAGCCUUAAGUAACAAUAGUUUGUCAGGAAAGUUCCCGUCUUUUCUGCAAAAAUUGACAAAUGUGCACUUCCUAGAUUUGUCUUGGAACAAAUUCUCUGGAAGAUUGCCAAUGUGGAUUGGAAGCUUAACAUCAUUAAGAGUUAUACGAUUAAGUCACAACAAGUUCUUUGGCAGCAUUCCAAUGAACAUCACAAACCUUUCUUGCCUUCAGUACAUGGAUCUAAAUAACAAUAAGAUAUCAGGCUCUCUGCCGAUCUACCUAUCAAAUCUUAAAUUUAUGACAAACACAUACAUGAUGGGUUGUUAUGAUAGAACUGAGAUAGUUUUAUCUCAUCUUAAUAGUUUGUCUACGGUCUGGAAGGGGCACGUAUUGAGCUAUGGUACCAUUCAAAGAAUUGUGGAGACAAGUAUGACGAGCAUUCAUUUAUCUUGGAAGGGGCAGGAAUUGUACUAUGGUUCCAUUCAAAGAAUUGUGGAGACAGGUAUGACGAGCAUUGAUUUAUCUUCAAACGACUUAACCGGUGAAAUUCCAGAAGAAAUAGUUGCUCUUGUUGGGUUAGUGAAUUUGAAUCUGUCAAGGAACCACUUGACCGGAGUUAUUCCAAAGAAGAUAGGGGAAAUGCGAUCACUGCAAUCAUUGGACCUCUCGAGGAACAUGCUUUCAGGGGAAAUACCAGCCAGCCUGUCAAAUCUGACGUUCUUAAGUUACUUGGAAUUAUCAUACAACGAUCUUACAGGAAGAAUUCCAUCGGGAGUACAGCUUGAUACCCUGUAUGCAGGGUAUCCAUCUAUGUACAUUGGCAACAUCGGUCUUUGUGGACAUCCUCUUCAAAACAAUUGCUCGAGUGAGCGUCAUGCACCAAAGCAAGGUGGCCUGGGAAGAACUGAAGAAGGUUCUGGGAUACCAUUCUUUUAUCUUGGACUCGGGUGCGGCUUCGUGGUUGGUAUAUGGAUUGCAUUUGGUGUUUUGUUGUUUAAGAGAAACUGGAGAAUUGCUUGCUUUCGAUUCUCGGACAAGUUGUACGACAAAGUAUAUGUCCUUGUUGCUACAUGGGCCAGAGCAAGACAAACACAAACUGAUUAG